This is a messenger RNA of Candida tropicalis MYA-3404, 2406 nucleotides long. It is a transcript of the gene VID27, whose product is annotated as Vid27p. Lineage: Eukaryota; Fungi; Ascomycota; Pichiomycetes; Serinales; Debaryomycetaceae. Bases 1 to 2406 code for a protein of 801 amino acids. The record is from RefSeq and is a predicted model, not a curated record. Gene Ontology annotation, molecular function: protein binding. Gene Ontology annotation, cellular component: cytoplasm; nucleus. The transcript has a single exon.
AUGAACUUUCUUAGAAAAUUCAUUGGAACAACUACCACUGAUGAGGUGGCUCUGAUUCCAUCAGGAAAGUUAUUUCUCACACGUUCCAAGCAAUCGCCAAAGGGUGCACUUGAAUGUCUUUACAACGAUGCAUAUGCUUCAAUCAAACAAACCACUAGCCCUUAUUAUUUCCAAUUGUGCGUCACUAGAGUUUAUCAAGAAGGUGAAUCUGAGUUUAGUAGGUUUGAUGAUUCUGAAGAAGAAGACGAUUUAGAUGACCUGAUUCCUACCAGUGACUCCAAAUCCCAAUCGAAAGAUGAAUGGGUUUUCUCAAUUUCUGAGGAGUUGAAGAUUUAUAAAUUAGAUAAACCAGAUGGUACCAGAGCCAUUGCAUGGAAGGAUUUGAAUGGUGAUCUUGGUGAUAAUUUUGAAUUUGUUAUUGAUGAAGAAGUUCGUAACAGUGAAGUUGAAUCAUUCAUGUUGACUAUUUACAAGUGUUUGUAUGAAAGUAAAUACCACGCAAGUGCAUUGGGUAUUAACGAUAUGAGUCAGUUAAAAGAGUUUGUUUAUAAUCCAAAAAUGGAAUUGUUAACAUUUGAAGAUUUGAAAGACCUUGAUGAUUCAGAAGAAGAGGAUGAAGAAGAUGAGGAGGAGGAAGAAGAUGAUGAUGAGGAAGAACGUGAUACCAAGAAAGAUGGAUCCGAAGAUGACGAAGAUUAUGAUGGUGGUAGUGCUGGGGCAGGAUCUGGUGGUGGCAAAGCCAAUGAUAGCAAAUCCUUCAAUUCCCAAGAAUCUGAUGUGGAACCAAAGGGGGAAACCAAGUAUGCCACCAAAGAUUUUGAUUUACACUUAUAUGACGCUGACAGUGGUACUUUUGUUUUGCAAGCUUCAAAACCUGAUGUGGAAUUGAAAUUGAUUGAUUUGAGCAAAUGGGAAUAUACACUUUAUAUUCAUGCCAAAGAAAUCAGAAUCAAUGGAGCAAUUAGUAAGAAUAUGAAUCCUACAUUUAAUUAUGAACAUUUGUCGUUUAUUUUCAACUAUUAUACUUUGGAGAAAGGAGAGAUUGCUGCGUACUCGUGGUUGUUGAAGUUUCCAAGCUUUAAAGAUUUGGCUGAUUUCCAAAAUAAAUUUCUUUCCUUGAUGUAUGAAACGUUGAAUAAGGAUAAAUGGGGGAAGAAUAAAGAACAAGAUUAUUUUGUUGACGCCUUUUCCAAAUUAAAGGUUGAUGAAGAAACUAUCGAAGAAGGAACUGAAUUGGAAGAAGAAGAGGAAGAUGAUGAUGAUGAAGAAGAAGAAGAGGAGGACUCGGAUGAUUCUCGUGAUGAUACGAUAAAAUGGGAGACUAAAGAUCAACGUGAAAAAAAUAGCAACUUAGCUAUUGGGUACUCCAAGGAUAGAUCUUAUGUUGUGCGAGGAGACAAGGUUGGUGUUUUUAGUGAAAGUGAUGAUGGUCAACUUCAAUUUCAAACUGCCAUUAACAAUUUGACAGAUCUUCACGGAAAGACAUUUAAUCCUGAAAAGAUGCUUCUUCAUCAACAAGACCAAUUUAUGAUUAUGUCCAACCCACAAUUCAAUGACAAAUCCUUGUAUAAGAUGGAUCUUAAUCGUGGAAAGAUUGUUGAAGAAUGGCAAGUGUCCAAAGAAGUCCCUGUCAAGUCGUAUGCUCCAAAUUCCAAAUUUGCUCAAUUAACCAACGAACAAACAUUAACCGGUAUUUCCUCAAACGGGUUGUUCACCAUUGAUCCAAGAUUAAGUGGUAAUAAGCUUGUCAAUGAUAAUACCUACAAGGCGUACAAAACCACCAAUAAUCAAUUUCAAACUUUGGCUACUACCGACAAGGGAUACAUUGCUUUGGGUAGUGGUAAAGGGGAUAUUAGACUUUUUGAUAGAUUGGGUGUUAAUGCCAAAACGGCAUUGCCAUCGUUGGGAGAUCCGAUUAUAGGAAUUGACAUAUCCAAGGAUGGAAGAUGGUUGUUGGCGACAUGUAAAACGUACUUGUUGUUGAUUGACAACAAGAUUUCCGAAGGGCAAAAGAAUGCUGGCAAGUUGGGAUUUACCAAUUACUUUGAUAAAGACAAGAAGCCAACACCCAGAAGACUUGCGUUGAAACCAGAACAUGAGGCAUAUAUUGUUAGAGAGAAUGGAGGCAAGCCAAUGACUUUCACUCCUGCUUACUUCAACACUGGUCUUGAUUCCAAGGAAACUACUAUUGUUACAUCUUCCGGUAAAUAUGUGAUUAGUUGGUCAAUAGGUAAAGUGUUGUUGAACAAACCUGACCCAUAUGUGGUGAAGAGGUAUACUCAAAAUGUUAUUGCAGACAACUUUAAGUUCGGUUCGAAUAACGAAGUGAUUAUGGCUUUACAAGAUGACGUGUCUAUGGUUAACAGACGUAGUUUAGCCAACCCAAAGAUUGUAUUUACUAAAUAA